UCAGUUUGUACUGCUUUUUUAUUUAUUCCUACGUGAGCAGAUCCAGUACAGUUCUUGCAUAUAAACAGUGAAAAUUUCAAUAUAAAGGAGUUAUUAUACCUUAUUUUGGAGUAACAUUAGUGCUAGCCAGAACCUUGCCUACUAUGUAAGACUAAGAAGAUACAUUUUCUGCGGGUAAUCCCAAAGCUUUCAGAAAACACUUGUCUGCUAUUCUGCAAAUGCUGACUAUCUGGUCUGGACCACUCUCCUGGGGCCAAAGUGUUUACAGAUCUCAUCUGAAUGAUACAGUCCCUCAGACACGCUCAGUCUUGUACUUGCAUGAAUUAGAGCAAGGACUAUACAUCAAUUAUUGAAUCCUGUUUGAUGCUAUAUAUUUGCUUGGUCACAAGCCACUGGCUUUGUUUGGCUAUUUGAGAAGAUUAGUUUCAGCUGCUAAAGUAAAAAGAUGGGACAAGAAGAAAAAACAAACAACAACACUGCAGGAAGAAUUUCUGUUUGAUAUUAAUGGGUCUAUUUCUACAGCAAAGCUAUGCAUCAGGAAAGCAAUUGCCCAAAACAGUUAUUAUGCAUGUUAUUUACAUUCUAUGAAAAUAAGAAAUAUUUAAGUGGUCCACAGUUCAAAACUUGAAUCUCUUGCGAAAGGUUAACUGUUAGCUAAGUAGGCAUUAGAAAAGGUGGUUGACUAAUUUAUCUUUGCAGUAGUUAACAGUUAACAUACCUUGACUACUGUAAUUUAUACUUUUGUUGUAAGAGAAACCAAGAUUAGUUUCAGAAUGUAAACGUUAAGAAUUCCAAAUUCUCUCUCCAUUAAUGCUCUCCUUUGACUGGAUAUUUAAAUUAUUUAGGGUUAGAAGAGGGCCUCAGCCUCCCUGAUUGAACUAACCUCAUUAUCCCUAGCCUGAUUCUUGCUUGCAUAUUUAUACCUGCCUCUGAAAAUUUCCACUACAUGCAUCUGGCGAAGUGGGUAUUCACCCACGAAAGCUUAUGCUCCAAUAUGUCUGUUAGUCUAUAAGGUGCCACAGGAAUCUUUGCCGCUUUUAAAUUUAGUUUAUCUUGGUGAUUGGUCUAACUAAUAAUUUUCUCUGUAACAAAAUAUUGGUAAAUGUGGGGAGAAAUUGAAAGAAUAUCUCAAAAUAGCAUAGAUUACCUAGAAAUAUAAAUAAAAACCAACAGAAUGAAAAGAAUUAGUUUCCUAAUCAUUAGUUAAAGUCUUCAUUUGCAUCUGGAGCAUAACCACCAGAUGCUGUUCGAAUGGCCUAAUGAAAUGGGUCGCAGAGAAACUUAUUACUUGCAGGCGUCAAACCGUGAUUCAAUGGCCCAACAAAACAAGAAAAUGCGCCCUGUAUUACUCAAACGGAAUAGCCUGGAUUCAGUUGAUUUUAUGAGGCAGCCACACCACCGCAGGAGCAAAUCUCAGCAAGUCCGAUUCAAAGAGGAUAGUACAAACAAGAAGCCAAUUGGUGUCACUGAAAUGGACGCUAAACCUGCCAAAGACACAACGCUCAUGAUUGGAAAGGCACAAAUAUCUAGGCACCAUAACCUGCCAAACUAUUCUCUCUCUUUCCCAAGGGCUCAGAAGGGGCAUCGGAAUAUUGCUAUUCAAACUUCUCCCAGCCUCAGGAAGCAUUUUCCAGUUUUUAAAAAGAAAAAACUGACAACAAGUAAGUCUUUAAUGGAAAUGCCAACUGAGCCGGAAUGCUCUAUCCAAGUCAACGGCAAUCUUUCUGAGCAAGACAUGUCUUUGGACCUCUCUUACUUAAGAAUAACUAAACAUUCGGAAGAUGGAUCUAGAAGAGCCAAGACAUCCAAUCAGUUAUUUCAAAGAGAGUGUAAAGCACAAAGCAAUGGGCCUAUCCACUCAGCGUCAGAUACUUCCACAAUACUGGAAAAGGCAACUGUUUAUACACAGGUGCCUGAAUACAUACAUCUGACUUCUCCACAGGACAAUAGCACUUCCGUUUAUGCUUCAGACAUGUCCAUGGAUUUAAAUGAUUCAGUACGUUCUCCUAUGAGCCAAUCCAAUGAAAACUGUACACUGCCAUCCGAAUCAGGAAAAUCUCCCUCCUACUUAAACAAUACCAGGAACUGUAAUGAAAUUAAUCCACAUUAUGACUCUUGUGAAGAAAAAAGUGUUUUGGAGUUACCUGUAUCCACUAAAGACACUAGCACUAAUGAAAUCACUCCAUUAUCACCUCUGUCGAACCAGAGUUCAUCCCACUGCUUUCUCAGAGAUCAUCAACAGCCAACAGAGCCUGAAACAGGCUCUGAUUGCAUGGUGCUGACUAAUGAUAAUCAUGGAAUAACAUCAUUGACCAGCAGUAAUGAGUCAAAAUCUAUUCCCUUGUGUCACACUGAAAUGGAUAAAACUUCUACAUGGUCAUAUGUUCCAGAGUAUUGCAAUUAUUUAGAAGACUUUCACAUAAAGUCCCAUCUUCCAGGGAAUGAAAUUAAACCAGAAACCAACAAGGAGAUUAGAGACAUUAAUCAAAUUCACUUGGCACAUAGUGAACUAUGUGCCCUACAAGGCAAGCUGCAGUCCAUAGAGGAAUCUUUACACUCAAACCAGGAGAAGAUUAAAGUCCUUUUGAAUGUAAUUCAAGACCUGGAAAAAGCCAGAGCCCUCAGUGAAGGGCGCAACUUCUAUCGCACUGGCCAAGACCUCAACAACUGCAGCACUUGCCAGAACACCGCAUGUAUCAUUUACAGUGUGGAAUAUGACUUCAGACAACAAGAAGGCAGGUUUCAUCAGGUUUUGAAAACACUGGAUCAAGUGGAGAAAACUCCUGCCAUGGCUCCAGCCCCCAAAUUACCACCUGACCAUCCAAUUCCUGAGAAACAGGAAUUAAGACGAAAAACAAAAAAGGUGAAAAAGAAAUGCUUCUGGUGGAUGUGAAUGUCUUUUAGCUGACUACAGAAUUGAAGGGCAAUAUUUCAGAAGACACUGAAACAUAUAUCCAGAGGCUUUAAUAUGUACAACUAUGAAAUCAACAGGAAAUUAAAAAAUUUAAAAAAAGAAGUUAUUUGAAAACUCAGAAGCUUGGAAUGGAAUUUGCUCAUUUAACAAGCUCAGUGAAUAAAGAUACGAGUAUUUUGAAA
This is a messenger RNA of Caretta caretta (loggerhead turtle), 3096 nucleotides long. It is a transcript of the gene INSYN2B, whose product is annotated as inhibitory synaptic factor family member 2B. NCBI's taxonomy places the organism in Eukaryota, Metazoa, Chordata, Testudines, Cheloniidae. The record is from RefSeq and is a predicted model, not a curated record.